This is a messenger RNA of Chinchilla lanigera (long-tailed chinchilla), 939 nucleotides long. RefSeq names its product olfactory receptor 4C6-like. Gene Ontology annotation, cellular component: membrane. Gene Ontology annotation, biological process: G protein-coupled receptor signaling pathway. The record is from RefSeq and is a predicted model, not a curated record. Bases 1 to 939 code for a protein of 312 amino acids. Lineage: Eukaryota; Metazoa; Chordata; Mammalia; Rodentia; Chinchillidae. The transcript has a single exon. Gene Ontology annotation, molecular function: olfactory receptor activity; G protein-coupled receptor activity.
AUGGCGAACGGCAACAACAUGACUGAAUUCGUUCUUUUGGGAAUCACCAAGAGCCCAGGGCUGAGGAAAAUGCUCUCUGCUCUGUUUCUAGUUGUGUAUGUGGUCACAGUACUGGGAAACCUACUCAUCGUGGCAGCUGUAACUGCCAGUCGGCGUCUGAGGUCACCCAUGUAUUUUUUCCUUACAUCCUUGUCCCUUGUGGAUGUCAAUUACUCUUCUGUCUCUGUCCCCAAGUUGAUUGUGGACCUCCUGUCUGAGAGCACCACCAUCUCCCUUGAAGGCUGCAUGACCCAGCUCUUUGCAGAGCAUUUCUUUGGUGGGGUGGCAAUCAUCUUGCUCAUUGUGAUGGCCUAUGACCGCUAUGUGGCCCUCUGUAAGCCCCUGCACUACACGACCACCAUGAGUCGUGGGCCAUGCUGCCUGAUGGUGGCAGGGUCUUGGGUGGGGGGAUCCAUGCAUGCCACAAUACAGCUCCUUUUCAUGUAUCAGAUACCUUUCUGCGGCCCCAAUGUCAUCGACCACUUUAUGUGUGACCUGUUUCCACUGCUGAAACUGGCCUGCAUGGACACCCACGUCCUGGGCCUCUUAGUCAUUCUCAACAGCGGGGUGAUGUGUGCGACCAUCUUCCUCAUCCUCAUCACUUCCUAUGUGGUCAUCCUCUGCUCCCUGAAGUCUUCCGGCACAGAAGGCAGGCACAAAGCCCUCUCUACCUGUGUCUCCCACCUCACGGUGGUCGUGUUGUUCUUUGUGCCUUGCAUUUUCUUAUACGUGAGACCUGUGGUCACGUACCCCGUGGACAAGGCCAUGGCUGUAUCGUUUACCAUUGUACCAAUGCUGAAUCCCUUGAUCUACACCUUGAGAAAUGCAGAGGUGAAAAAUGCCAUGAAAGAACUGUGGAAGAAACCAGGCGCCCUGGGCGUCAUAACCUUGCAUGCGUAA